This is a messenger RNA of Bactrocera oleae (olive fruit fly), 6575 nucleotides long. The record is from RefSeq and is a predicted model, not a curated record. Lineage: Eukaryota; Metazoa; Arthropoda; Insecta; Diptera; Tephritidae.
CACAGUUUUUACUCGUUGUCAUUGACGAAAUUUUUUGCAGCGCUUUGAAGGGAUCCUAAAAUACGUGAAAGUUCACAUAAGUUUAAUUAAAAUAAUCUCCAAAAAACUUCUAGCAUCAUUAGCAAAUUGUUAAUUAAGUAUUGCAAAUCAGCUUUGCAAUUAAAACAUUAAUUUUCUCUGCUAAAAUAUGGGUUCUAAUGAACGAGAAUCGCGUUCUUCAGAGUCACGUUCGGAUGAUCCACUAAAUGACGGCAUGGUGCCAUCAAAAAAAUCUCGCUCGGAUUCGGGUAAGUGCACUAUGUAUAUUAUAUGACGAUUUGUAUAGUUAAUUCUUAUUUUAUUUAUUUAAUCAUAAUAAAUGGUAACAAAGUAUACUUGAAAGAUACAAACAUACGUUUGUGUGUUACGAAAUUUCUACGAGGGUUUUGUAUGUUACGGUUUGCUUGAUUUUUUUUUUAAUACCGACAAACAUUUUCCAGUAUGAAUAUGCUUGUGUUUAUAGUAUUGAUUAACACAUAUUAAUUUGUAAGCAGCGUAAAGCGUGUGGACUAAAACUAGUUAGGUAAAAAAAAACGUAAAAACUUAACAUUAAAAUAUGAACAUAAAUUGACCGAAUUUUUUAAAGCUUUAACAAAAAUUCGUUCUGUAUCACAAUAACAUACUUACACAUCCUCACCAACCAUCAAUUGUAUUUUACUAAAUAAUCGGUUUUGUUUUUUCUGUUCUGCUUAAGUAAUUGCAGACUUUAACGCUUGUGAUGUUCUCAGGGUCAGGUGAGACUUGCUCUUCUGCUUGCCGUGUAAGCUAGCGCCUAUUGAAAAAAAAGUAAAAACACUGCAAGAGUUGAGAGAAAAUAAAAUAUAUUUAAUAAAAACGCUUUAAAUCCGUAAAAGGAAAUCUGUCGACGAUAAUAGUUAAAAAAAACAUGUUUAACUUUAAAGCAAAAUCAUACAAACAUUUAGUUUUGAAAAUGGUUGAUACACUUUCAGAACGGCAACAAUAACCUAUAAAGCUGGUAAUUUUGUUAUAAAAAAGUAUUUAACCCAAAUUCAGUACAUGGGCAUAUAAUAAUGCUACAACUGUGUAACGCAUACGACAAACGCCCUUGUUGGUGCCAAUUUAUGGUCAUCGCGUAAGACUGACGGUGUUGUGGUUUGGUUUAUGGGUGGCGCCACCACGUUUAUAGCCAACGUUUGAUGUAUGUUUUUUUUUUGUAAAGUUGCUGAUGUUUUCGAACUAAUGACGCAUAUUGAUUCUCUCUUCUUCUUCUCUUUUCUUUUUUUAAUUUCUUUUUGUAAGUAUAUUUUUUAGUUAAAUUUUUCUGCCUCUGAUUCCAUAUUGAACCGGUGCAGGUGCCAUUCGCCUACAAACUGCAAAGCACAACCAUUACAUCGUUCUCCUGACUGCACCAAUAUCAACUUCUAAAUCAAAACAUUGAAACAACGUUGCAUAAAUAUGUAUAUUUGGAUUUUUUAUGCAAAUAUUUAAUACAUUCUUAACUGGUAUCCAAAGUUAGUUAGCUCUUUUUUACUUUGAGUAAAUUUCCAAAAAAAAGUUUGUCCCAUGGGAUUCAUUAUAAUUAAAUAGAAACGAAUAUAUUUUUAAUGCGAACAACAUUUUUGUUCUUUGUAUAUAAUAUACAAUACAACUUUUCAUUAACGUUAUAUUAGCGAAGUUUGUAAGGCGUGUAAUUUAUUUGGUAAAAAUGUCAGCUGUAAGAAUGUUGCAGUUAAGAUAUUGUUAGUAAAGUUAUAAGUUCUAUGUUUUGAUUGGAUAACGUCUUUUGUUUUUUUAAAUACUUGUAUGAAAGUAAUUAAAAAGUCUUUCCGAAGCAAAUAUUUUUAAUAUGCAUGCUUAGAUACAUUCUUAAAUUUUAUUGUUUUAUAAAAAAUUAAUUUUCCUGGGAAAAGUGCAAAAAAUUUGAAUUCCUUAAAUUUUACAAACAAACUGGUUGCAUAUACAUAAAUAAUUAUAUGAACGUUUAUACAUAUAUCGCGGUGUUCUAUUUUCUACACUCCUAACUUGCGCUUCUGGAAGAUAAACGCGAUAAAUUACCCGUGUUCAAAUAAUUUGUUUUCACUAUCGACAGAAUUUAGUAUAAAAUAAUUACAUUUAUAGUACAUGAGUAAAAAAAAAUCAUAAAUAUCCCGAAAUUCCUUAAUUUUUUUUCACUAUUGCUCUCUUAUUAUCUUUUCAGCGGAUUUUAUUUCUUUUUUUAUUUUUUUCUCUUUUAUUAAACGUGCCCUUGAAGUGAUUCAAAACCACACUCACCCACUUCUCACAGUGACAAUGUAUAAAUGUGUUCAAUAAAAACGUUUAAGCCAAUUGCGUUAGCGUCACCAAAUGUUGGAGAGGGCAAGAGAUUUUUGAGAUGAAAUAAGGUCGCUUCAUUAAUUCUAUUCUAUAUUUCUGUACUAGUUAACUAUAUGGUACGCGGAAAGGGGAUUUACGAGUGAUAAAACUGAAGCAAGUUGUAUAUUUUAUAAAUAUGUACACAUACAUAUUUGAGAUUUAUUUAAAAAGUAACUAAUGUACAUAAAAUUUAUUACAUUUACACAUAAUUAUUAAUUCUUAAAGUGUACGCUAUGAUAAUUCUAAAAAAGUACAUUAAAUUGGCAAUAAUUUUGUACUUUUUUUUGUUGACAAUUAAGUCCGUUGGUCCGUGUUGUUUUUUUUUUCAAUUUUGACUUUGGCAUGCGCGCACUUCAAUUCUCUGACCGUAAUAAUUUAGCCCAAUCACUAGUGCCAUUCAUUAAUGCUUGUGUUAUAUUGUAUGUAUGUUUGUAUGUAUUUUUCAUCAGCUUUUUGUGUCAUUAUGGGCAUUUAAUAUACCUAGCAUAGCCGCAUAUCCAAGCCUUAGUUCAAUUUAUGCAUUAACCAGGGUAUAUUUGCGUAAAUCCCCGUUCCGUGCAUCUUUCUUAUUACAUGUUUCAUAUACAAAAAAAAAGUCAAUUUGUUCACGUAUUUUGGAUUUAUACAGACUACUACGUAUUUUAUUUUAAUUUUUUUAAUGUUUGGGUGCUUUUUUUCUUUCAUUCUUACAUUUUGCAGCUUUUCUCAAAAAUAAACCAAAAAUAUGACAUACAAAGAAUGAAAUGUCUUAAGUCGCCAAAAAUAAUUAAUUAACGCGUGCCACAUUGCGUAUGAAAAGUAUGCGUUAAACAAAUGAAAAACUGCUACUACUAGCCUGAUAAUUGUAAGUUUUACAACUUUUCUGCGUACAACAACAAAAUAUCAAACAACAAAAAAACAUUAGUAUGAAUGCAUGUGAAUGAGAAACAAAUUAAAAAAAAAAACUACUUUACUCAAAAAGUAGAAUAUACAAUAAGUAACCAAAUAACAACACCUGUUGGCGUAAAUUGCGGUGUCGUUGGCUAAACAAAAACAAACAAAAAAAUCCAAAGUGGUUUUAACGCUCAAAUAAUAGCAACAACCAAAACUCGAUUGACUGUUAUGAAAGUUGCAGCGAAAGUGAAACUUAAAACCGCACUCAACGUAUGCACUACGCUCAAUAAAGCUGAUACGCGCACGCGCGCGUCCAGAGAACCACGCUUAAGAAGCUUGAAAACGUGUUGUUUAUUAAUGUUUUUUCUUUUUGUCUUUAUCUUUCUUGCAGGCGUCGAAUUAUCUUUUGUUUCCAUUCCAAAAAAAAAUUUCAAUAUGGUAUGUGAGCCAACAAGUGAAUGUAAUGCGCUACGUUAUUAUAGUUUUAUUAUAUGACUUAACGUAAAUAAUGCUAAAAAAAAGAACUAAAUUAAUAUUGUUGUUGCCAAAAUGAGAUACCAUAAACGAAGAUUAAGGGAAUCAGAUUUUUAAAUAUUUAUGAAAUGAAAUGCUGCCGAACUAGAGCUAUUCAAUCAUGAUUAAAUUAUAUACAGGUUGUGUUACUGCGAAGCAUGCUUCUUAUUACGAAAAUUAAAAUUUCAUCAAUGUCAAAAAAUGUUUUUCUCAUGAAUUUCUUAUUUAUAUAUUGAGAAUUUUGCAAUAGUAUGUAAUUUUUGUUUAUCAUUAAAAAUUAUAGGUACAGUUGUAAAACCAAUUUACAUCAUAUUUAUUUAAAUAUUAAAUUUAUUGUGCAAACAGUAAUUUUUUUAAUAACCACCGACGUGUUAUCAGCGCACAUGCCAUAUGGCUCACUUAUUGGCACAUAUAUCGUUAACAAAGAACAACAGACUCUAUACGAUCGAUUGAAUGACUCUUGUGAUUUUUCCAACCACAAAAUAAGAAAAAGUGUUCUGCGCGCUUUCACCCCUCACAAAAUUCUCUCAACAGCUGGAACAACACAUUACUUGUUGCUCUACUUACCAACAAACGUUUUGUUGGGUAAACUUAUUUGUUCGCUAUUAAUUAGUAUUCCUAAUAUUCUAGGCAAGUCCUCGGAACCGAAAAUUCCAUACAUUUCGCAGCCAAUUUAUGAUCUGAAACAGACAGGCGAUGUGAAAUUCGGUCCUGGCACACGUUCCGCUCUACUUGGCCUAUUGGGUGGUGCACUACCAAAACUCAGUUCCGAUCAACAUGACACGGUUAGUAAGGCUAAGAAAUAUGCCAUGGAGCAAAGUAUUAAAAUGGUAUUAAUGAAGCAAACAUUGGCGCACCAGCAGCAACAACUGGCAUCACAACGUACACAAGUGCAGCGUCAGCAGGCACUCGCUCUCAUGUGCAGAGUAUAUGUCGGCAGUAUUUCAUUUGAGCUAAAAGAGGAUACCAUACGCGCUGCUUUUCUGCCUUUUGGUCCAAUAAAAUCGAUUAACAUGUCUUGGGAUCCCAUCACUCAGAAGCACAAAGGUUUCGCCUUCGUUGAAUAUGAAAUUCCUGAAGGUGCACAAUUAGCGCUGGAACAAAUGAAUGGCGCCUUAAUGGGUGGUCGUAACAUUAAGGUGGGUCGUCCCAGCAAUAUGCCACAAGCCCAGCAAGUAAUUGACGAGAUACAAGAGGAGGCAAAAAGUUUUAAUCGCAUUUAUGUUGCCUCCAUACAUCCGGAUUUAUCCGAAGAAGAUAUCAAAAGUGUUUUUGAGGCAUUUGGUCCAAUUUUAUAUUGCAAGUUGGCGCAGGGCACAUCAUUGCAUACACACAAAGGAUAUGGUUUCAUUGAGUACGCCAACAAACAGGCAAUGGAUGAAGCUAUUGCCAGCAUGAAUUUGUUCGACUUGGGCGGCCAACUACUGAGAGUGGGCCGUUCGAUCACACCGCCUAAUGCUUUGGUAUGCGCUUCAACAAAUUCGACAAUGCCCACAGCCGCUGCUGUUGCUGCCGCUGCCGCUACCGCUAAGAUACAGGCACUUGAUGCAGUCGCCAGCAACGCCGUGCUUGGCCUUUCUGCAGCUACUCCCGCGCUGGGUAUUUCACCAUUAGCUGCGGCGGCUAAGGUUGGCGCAUUGCCAAUCGCUGCUGCCAGUGCAUUACAUCCACCAGGGCUUGCCGUACCUGCUGCUACUGUCGGUACCGCUGCAUUCCUACCCGCUGGCGUCUUCCAAGCGCCAGCAGCACUACCACCAAAUCUAUUGGGUGCCGCACCUGGUAUACCAAAUGUGACCACUGCUGCUGCACCAGUUGUUGUUACACAAGCCGCACUACUAGCAACACCAACUAUGGGCGCUCCUACAAUGGCUGCAAUCGGUAAUCUUGGUGCUGGUACAGUAUUGGGUGCUGAAGCCGCCCAACAAGCAGCAGCUGCCGCAGCCGCGGCAGUAAGUGCAAAUGCCGCAGCCGCCGUGGCUGCCGCGAAUAAUGUGACAGCAAUGCAUAAUUUACAAUCUGCCAAUUCAGAGCAACUGAAAAAGGCGCACGAGAAGGCACAGCAGGAGGAAUUGCAAAAGAAAUUAAUGGAUGAGGGUGAAACGCAGACGCUACAGCAGCAGGAGAAUAUGUCGAUUAAGGGCCAGAGCGCACGGCAACUGGUUAUGCAGCGGCUAAUGCGACCACAAGAGUCACGUGUGAUCAUACUGCGUAACAUGGUCGGUCCAGAGGAUGUAGACGAAACACUGCAAGAGGAGAUACAAGAAGAAUGCACAAAGUUCGGCACUGUAAGCCGUGUGAUAAUUUUCAAUGAAAAACAAACGGAGAACGAAGAUGAUGAAGAAGCCGAAAUAAUUGUUAAAAUAUUUGUAGAGUUUUCAAGUGCUAUUGAAGCAAUGCGUGGACGUGAUGCUUUACACGGACGCUUCUUUGGUGGACGCCGCGUCGUUGCUGAGCUAUAUGAUCAAUCACUUUUUGAUCAUGGUGAUCUCUCGGGUUAAAAAUAUAAAUUUCGGUGAAAUGAGAAAGAGAAAAGUGUGCCCAAAAAUAUUGGUAAAAUAUAAAAAACAUCAAGUUGCAAAUGUAUAUGGUUUUGUAGCAAAUCGAUCAUUGCUUUCAUUCUUAAUUAAGGAGACCGCUUUUUAAACGUUUCUCCGUUUUGUAUGCACUAAUUGUUUACAGCUAAAGUUUUCUUCGACAUUACCAUUUCCAGUUCCCCCUAAACCCUUUGACCGUUGACGAUGUAAUGAAUGUAUUCGCGUGUAAAAUGCCGUUAUGUUAAGUAAAGAGGAAAUAUUUUAAUUUCUGUAAAAUUACUAAUAAAUAUGUUAAGUAUUUAA